ACUGUUCAAAAUUGACAUUUCAUUAAAAUGAAAAUAUUUUAUCACUGUGGAGCGCAGGAUAUCAUAGUUUGUUUAUGAUGUGAUUUUUGUUGAAUUAAACUGAGCAUAAACGAGGAUGGGUAUCAUUCCAGCUAAAGUAGAUAAGCACAACAAAACCCAUUUUAAGCUUUUAACGCUCCUGUCGAUAUGUGCUUUCAUCAGUUUUUGCCUAGUCCUAAUUUUCAAACAAUUGAACUCGUCCAUAAAAAUCAAUCGAAUCACUUUGGACUUAUCUGACAUCCCCGAAACAAUACUGGUAGAAGAUGCUGAAUUGGCGAGAGCUCGGAAUGGAAAUUGUUCGUACUGGGAUUGCUUCAAUGUGUACAAGUGUGGACAGCGCGAUCAGGACCGGAUAGCGAUCUAUGUUUAUCCGCUGCAAAAUUAUGUCGAUACGAAGGGAACGCCCGCAUUUACUUUAACCAGAGAAUUCUAUUACAUUUUGAAGGCGAUCACAGACAGUUCGUAUUAUACCCCUAAUCCCAGUGAGGCGUGUAUUUUCGUGCCAACAAUCGACACACUGAAUCAAAAAUUAGUUCAACCAAAUUUAGUAGCUAAGGCACUGGCAUCGUUACAAUACUGGGACAAUGGAGAGAAUCAUUUGCUGUUCAACAUGGUACCGGGAACAUCGCCCGAAUAUAGCACCAUUAUGGACGUCAAUACGGACAGAGCUUUGAUUGCUGGUGCCGGAUUCGAUACCUGGACGUAUAGGUCCGGUUUUGAUCUGUCGAUUCCGUUUUACAGUUUAGCCUCGGAGAACGUUAAGUUUACACAAACUACUAACAAUAGGCCACAUUUCCUUAUAUCAUCACAAACAAACCUAAACGAUCGACAAAAGCGCACUUUACAAGACAUAGCGGAGACUAACAACAAUUUUUUAAUCCUACAAAAAUGUGCCACCAUCCAGAGCAAUCAAGCGUCCGAUUCGAAUGUUAUUGAAAAAGAUGUCCGUUGCAGUUAUCCCGACAGUGUUGCAUAUGAAUAUCCGCAGAUCUUGACUCAAGGCACAUUUUGCCUGAUUGCACGCACAACCCGUUUAGUUCAAACGAAUCUGUUGGAAUCUCUAGCAGCCGGUUGUAUACCCGUUACACUGGCCGAUAAUGUUGUGCUGCCAUUCAAUGAGAUAAUUGACUGGACACUGGCAUCGAUAUCGAUUCGUGAAUCAGAUUUGCACUCCAUUGUGACGGUUCUCAAGUCAGUUUCGAAAGAGAAAAUUGAAGAACUACAGAUUCAGGGACGAUGGCUGUACGAGAAAUACUUUUGCAACAUUAGGCAAAUUGUGCUGACAAUGCUGGAUGAAUUGAACGAUCGCGUCUUUCCGCAUCUAUCGAAAAACUACAUGAACUGGAACAUUCCAACAACAAUUAAAUCAACACAAAAUCCAUUAUACCUGCCGCUAACUGCAUCAAAAAGUCAGGGAUUCACGGCAGUUAUUUUGACUUAUGAUCGCAUUGAAAGUUUGUUCAUGUUGAUACAGAAGCUGUCCUUUGUACCGUCUCUUCAGAAAAUUCUUGUCAUCUGGAACAAUCAAAAGAAAGCUCCGCCACAUGCGACAAUGUUUCCAAAAAUCAAUAAACCACUGAAGGUUAUUCGCACCAAGGCCAAUAAAUUAUCGAACCGUUUCUAUCCGUACGAGGAAAUUGAAACCGAAGCAAUUUUGACCAUAGACGACGAUAUCGUCAUGUUAACCGCCGAUGAACUGGACUUUGGAUACGAAGUGUGGCGCGAAUUCCCUGAUCGAAUAGUUGGUUUCCCAAGUCGUACACAUGUUUGGGACAAUGUAACAAAUCGGUGGCGUUAUGAGUCGGAAUGGACAAAUGAAAUAUCGAUGGUCUUAACUGGAGCAGCUUUUCAUCAUAAAUAUUGGAGCUACAUGUACACAAACGCAAUGCCAGGGGACAUAAAGGAUUGGGUCGACGACCACAUGAAUUGCGAAGAUAUUGCGAUGAAUUUUCUGGUAGCCAACAUAACCAAUAAGCCGCCAAUCAAAGUAGCACCGAGAAAGAAAUUCAAGUGUCCCGAAUGUACCAACACGGAAAUGUUGUCGGCUGACCUAAAUCACAUGAUGGAACGAUCGGCGUGCAUUGAUCGAUUUGCUGGUAUUUACGGUACAAUGCCGUUAAAGACUGUCGAAUUCAGGGCCGAUCCUGUUUUGUAUAAAGACAAUUUCCCAGAUAAAUUGAAGCGAUUCAAUGAUAUCGGUAGCUUGUAGUCUUAAUUAAUUAAUUAAUCGAAAUAGCAUUCAAUGAUCCAUGUGGACUGUGUACGACAAGUGAGAUGUGUUUACUACAUGUACGUACACAGACAAACAUCUCGGAUUUUAUGCUUAAUCUUUUGAAUGUGUUAUUAGCUGACGCUGUGUGAAAUGCACUCAGGCCAGCAACCAAAGCAUAGGAAAUCGUGUGUAUAAGUAAAUCUAAAUUCUGAUUGCAACGUCAAACGUUGUAAAUAUUAUAUUCAUUAACGUAACUGACAAGAUACGUACAGCGCUGAAGAAAAGUUCCUAGCGACACUGAGCGAAUACUCUCAUCUAUAAACCGUAUGUGUAAAGGAUUUUCUGCAGGUCCUUUUCAGUAGUAACGGUUUCGAGCAAUAUUAUCUGACGAUAUUAACGGUGCCAUAAUGUAAUCCACAAAAGAUUUCAGUCUGCAAUUUUUCUCUGUGUACAGUGAUCAAUAAAUUUAUAAAAUGCGAGGCAUCUUUAAACGAAGCGCAAGC
Messenger RNA from Bradysia coprophila, 2754 nucleotides. It is a transcript of the gene sotv, whose product is annotated as exostosin glycosyltransferase sotv. Gene Ontology annotation, molecular function: glycosyltransferase activity. Gene Ontology annotation, cellular component: membrane. Lineage: Eukaryota; Metazoa; Arthropoda; Insecta; Diptera; Sciaridae. The record is from RefSeq and is a predicted model, not a curated record.